AUGGAGCGCGCAUCAUCUCUCUCCGUCCUCCUGCUCUGUUGUGUGGUGGCCUUCACUGCCGUCGGCGCCACGUCCGCCACAUCACUCGUCGGCCCACUGCUCCCACGAGAUGAUCGCCCCCAAUAUGGCGCCGCUUCAUCCGCGUCUGCCGCAGCUCACGCCAGGCCUCUAGCCUGGAAAGGGAAGACCAUCGAGAAGUACGUGGCCGUCCUGCGGCCCACGAAGCUCAACGGAAAGGUGGUGGGCGACAAAGGCGCAUCCGCCAAAGUGGUCCUCAAGGUCGUCAGGUACUCCGCAAUUGCAUACUAUCAAGAGGUUGUUUUUGAGGUCUUGAACAUCAACUCUGGCGGAAAGGCUCCUCUAGUGAGCGAGACCGUGGCGUCCUGCACCACCGAUUCAGUAGUCGGGCUGCUACCUUUCACGAACAUCACGAGUGACAAGGCCGGUCGCCGCAAGCGCUACAGCUUCUAUGCGGAGGUCGCCAACGGGCCAGAACCUCUCUCUCCUUCCUUCCAGAGGACAGAGGUUGAAGGACAAGGGGGAGAGGGGGAAGGACAGAGGGGGAGAGACACAGGGGGGAGGCACAGGGUGGCGGACAUAAGGGGUGCCACUUCCCUCCCCUCCUCCAUGCUUCCCCCCUCCCUCUUCCCUGAUUCCCCCCUCCCUCCUCCUUGCUUCCACCCUCCCUCGAACUCUGCUUUCCUCCUCCCUCCUCCCUGCUUCCCCCCUCCCUCCUCCCUGCUUCCCCCCUCCCUCCUCCCUGCUUCCCCCAUCCCUCCUCCCUGCUUGCCCCCUCCCUCCUCCCUGCUUCCCCCCUCCCUCCUCCCUGCUUCCCCCCUCCCUCCUCCCUGCUUCCCCCCUCCCUCCUCCCUGCUUGCCCCCUCCCUCCUCCCUGCUUCCUCCUCCCUCCUCCCUGCUUCCCCCCUCCCUCCUCCCUGCUUCCCCCCUCCCUCCUCCCUGCUUGCCCCCUCCCUCCUCUCUGCUUCCCCCCUCCCUCCUCCCUGCUUCCCCCCUCCCUCCUCCCUGCUUGCCCCCUCCCUCCUCCCUGCUUCCCCCAUCCCUCCUCCCUGCUUCCCCCCUCCCUCCUCCCUGCUUCCCCCCUCCCUCCUCCCUGCUUGCCCCCUCCCUCCUCCCUGCUUCCCCCCUCCCUCCUCCCUGCUUCCCCCCUCCCUCCUCCCUGCUUGCCCCCUCCCUCCUCCCUGCUUCCCCCAUCCCUCCUCCCUGCUUCCCCCUCCCUCCUCCCUGCUUCCCCCCUCCCUCCUCCCUGCUUGCCCCCUCCCUCCUCCCUGCUUCCCCCCUCCCUCCUCCCUGCUUCCCCCCUCCCUCCUCCCUGCUUGCCCCCUCCCUCCUCCCUGCCUCCCCCCUCCCUCCUCCCUGCUUCCCCCAUCCCUCCUCCCUGCUUGCCCCCUCCCUCCUCCCUGCUUCCCCCCUCCCUCCUCCCUGCUUCCCCCCUCCCUCCUCCCUGCUUGCCCCCUCCCUCCUCCCUGCUUCCCCCAUCCCUCCUCCCUGCUUGCCCCCUCCCUCCUCCCCGCGUGCCCCCACCCUCCGCCCUGCUUGAAAAUUAACCCUCCGCCCUGCUCGAAAAUUUACCCUCCGCUUCCUAGUGGACCAUCUCUUCCCUCCAUCCUAACCUAUCGGCCUCAUGGGUCCCUCUAUCAUCCUCUUCCUUCCCCCGAACCCACUCAGGAUCUGAGUGGGUUCGGGGGGCAGCAGCACGGUACUGCUGUUGAGAGAGGUGGGGUCUUACACCCUGCCGCUCGUCCCUUCCAUCCCCCGACCAUGUCCUCCUCCAACAAACAGUUCCCGCCCCACCAUCAUCUCUCCCCUAGCCCACCCAACCCACUCAGGAAAUCUGGUCCCUCGUAA
Messenger RNA from Closterium sp. Naga37s-1, 1866 nucleotides. The record is from the annotation of a GenBank genome assembly. NCBI's taxonomy places the organism in Eukaryota, Viridiplantae, Streptophyta, Zygnematophyceae, Desmidiales, Closteriaceae.